AUGAGCUACGAAGACACCAACAACUAUACAGACCCAAUAUCACAACAGGAAGCUCAACAAUUCGCGGACAAAGAUAUUCUUGUUGAAAGAUUGAUUGGUACUUUGAAAGAAGUACUACCAGAACCUCCUUUACGGAAUCAACCAUUACAAACAGAGUUUGCGGAAGCUACAUUGAAAAGAUCCAAAAGAAAAUCAAAGUUUACAAGAGAACAGGAUGAAAUGAUUGUUGACCUCAAAAGCAAAGGGAAGUCAUGGAUUGAUAUUGCACAAAUCACGGGAGUAGGAAGUUUUUUAGCUGCACGGAAUAGAUACCAAGUACUUAUUGGACAACAAGGUGUUGGAUCUUCAGUUUGGGGUACUGUUGAUUCUCAAAAUUUGCAAAAUCUCGUUGAUGAAGGUGAACUUGAGAAAUGGAGAUUCAUUGCAAGGGAAAUGUAUAAGUUGACAGGUAAAUCUUUCACAGAUGCCCAAUGUCGUGAACUAAUCCGUGAAUUGUUUCUUGAAGAUCCAACUGAAUUUGGGGUUAACGAAGAAUCUGUUAGUGAGUAUGUUAAUUCCAAAGAGCCAAUACCUGCACACAUUCAAACUCAUAAUGAAAUUCCAAACCCAAUCCAUGUUCAGCAACAUCAUAUACCAGAUCAAAAUCAAACCAUGCUUUAUCACCACCAGCAUCAGCAUCAUCAAGACAUGCAUCAUGACCCAAACCAGAACCAUGGUGGAUAUAAUGGGUAUUGA
Messenger RNA from Hansenula anomala, 735 nucleotides. RefSeq lists its product as uncharacterized. NCBI's taxonomy places the organism in Eukaryota, Fungi, Ascomycota, Saccharomycetes, Phaffomycetales, Wickerhamomycetaceae. Bases 1 to 735 code for a protein of 244 amino acids. The transcript has a single exon. The record is from RefSeq and is a predicted model, not a curated record.